This is a messenger RNA of Strongyloides ratti, 624 nucleotides long. RefSeq lists its product as hypothetical. The record is from RefSeq and is a predicted model, not a curated record. Bases 1 to 624 code for a protein of 207 amino acids. The transcript is spliced from 3 exons. NCBI's taxonomy places the organism in Eukaryota, Metazoa, Nematoda, Chromadorea, Rhabditida, Strongyloididae.
AUGUUUUUCUGUUUUAAAAACCAGAAAAGUAUUGAGAAAAAGCCUUUUGCUACUGUAAGAGUAUCAACUUCAAGUUCUAAUACUGAUGCUGAUAUUAUUGAAGAGCAAAUUCGUAACAUAAGAAUGGUUUUUUUCAAACAUGUAGAUAUUUUGAUGUUACUUAAAUUUAUUGCCAUCAUAAUUAUUUUUUGUGAAUCCUUAGGAGUUUACCUGGCAAAUGAAGAAUUUGUCAUGUAUACAUUUAUUGUAUUUUCCGUUUUUUCUCUGUUACUUCUUUGUGCAAUUAUAACAGCCAUUCAGGAAGAAAAUCAAAAAUAUAUUUUUACAAUAAUGAUAUGGUUUUAUUUUAAAAUUCUUUUAAUGAUUUCAUUUUUAGGAAUAGUUGUACUUUCUGUUUUUCCAAAUGAUUUAAUACCAUAUGUUCAUCAAUUUUUUACUCGAGACUCAACUUAUAUAAUAAUAAUUUCAAUGAUAGUAAUAUUUUUUAUUAUAAUUCAAAUACUUUUAACUAUAAAAGUAUACAAAUAUUUUGGAUUAAGAGAUGAAUUAUAUACUAUUCCUUCUGUUAAAGUUCACCACAUUCGACCAGAACUCGCUCAUGUCUUGAUGAAGAACAAAUAUUAA